AUCCAAUGUGAAAACAACUGACGAGAUGCCAUUUGUGUGCACGUGUGUAUAGCGACAGGGAACAUGGCUGUAAAGCGACCACACCAAGUUCUGUAUGCUGGCCGGUGGAUGGACGACUCUUCUCGGAUUGCACAUGCUAGCACGAAGAACGGCCCCCAAAUUUUCAUUGGCGACGAGGGUGAAUACGCUGAGCGGCCCAACAGCAUCCAAACCGAAACAGAGAACCCAGAGCCAAGGGCUGCGGUUGUGGAUUCCCAGGACCAUGGCUCGUAUACUCUGACGAUACAGUAACGGAGAAAUGGAGGUGGCGCCCGUAGAUGCAGCUCUGUUGUACGCAUUCGACACAUUGCCGAAGAUGAACGUCCAUCGGGAAUAUUACACGUCGAAAACCUGGCGCAGGCAUCGUUGCAGCCGAGUAUCAGCUAGUGCUUUGGUGCAUGACCUCUUUGGCUGGCGCCCUCCAGCCUUUGGUUUUCACCGCUCAAUGCUGAAGAGUUGUUAACCUGAUAGAGCUGCAUCAAGGAUGCUGUAGCAAAGGUGUGAUUUGCUAGCAUUGUCAAAUAUCAGCACGAACAAGUACUCGAUGACAACUAUAUGCAUUACAUAGCUCACCGCCAUGACCACAUGAACAACCCAAGUUGCAAGAUGAGAGAUGAGAGAUUAUAGGACUCAACACUCGGUCACGGUGAUUUGAGAGGAUGGGACAAGCAAGACGGUGUGUGUAUACGAGCACAUACAGCUUUGCUAGAGCUAGAAUAUGCGCCUCGCUUAUGAAUUUGGAAAGCUUCGCGAGCGAGACAACAACGCUAGCAUCGUGGUUUGAAUAGAAAAUAAUGCGUACAGUAGGAUUGGGUAUCAAAGGGGGG
Trichoderma virens Gv29-8 is the source of this 866-nucleotide messenger RNA. RefSeq lists its product as uncharacterized. The coding region runs from base 64 to 291 and encodes 75 amino acids. The record is from RefSeq and is a predicted model, not a curated record. NCBI's taxonomy places the organism in Eukaryota, Fungi, Ascomycota, Sordariomycetes, Hypocreales, Hypocreaceae. The transcript has a single exon.